CCCCCCUACGAUGGCCUCUAUUCCGAAGAUGCUUCUCUUACCGACAACGAUUCUCGCCCUGGUCGCAGAAGUGGCGGCAAAUCAACCAUUGGCCACUGCUAUCAAGAAACAGUUGCCAGACGCCAACGAAAAGUUAUUUCCUGACCACCUAGCUUUUGAGCCGCUCCCAGCGUUGAACCCGUUCGAGACGACCGUCCCCACGAACCUUUGGCUUGAUGACCAAGAGGAUAAAGAUGCCAGCUCCAGCAAUUUGACGAAGCGAUACCAUCCCGCCUUCGCAUACCACUUUCAAGAAGCUGAAGAGGACUUGCUGAAACGGGCCGCAGAUGUCUUGGCGAUUCUCCAGAACAGGGCGGCAUGUCCCUCGGGAACAGAGAGUUGCUCAGGCAUUGGCUCCCCAGAUAAAUGCUGCGCGGAUGGGUCAUACUGCACAAACGUAUCCGAUUCCGACGCUGAGCAAAUUGCAUGUUGUCCCAAUGGCGCUACCUGCGGAGGAGGCGUUGGUGCCUGUCCCUCAAAUGCUGUGAGCUGCCCAUCCGCGCUUGGUGGCGGCUGCUGUAUUCCGGGAUAUGUCUGCGUAGGCGUUGGAUGCGUUCCUAGUGCUGCAGCAUCUAGCUUUCCGUCGUCAACGGCACCGCCGCCUCAAACCACGCCCCCGACUCAUUCAACCGCCGCAACAGCCACAGGCCCUGGAACCGAGACCGCAACGGGAGCGCCGCCAUACAGACCGACAGACGCUACUUCCACCUCUUCUACUUCCACUUCAACCUCCUCGGCGCCCAUGACAACCCAGUCAGGCGAAACUCAAAGUGGCUGUCCAACCGGCUUCUAUGGUUGCCUGGCCACUCAUGGAGGCGGUUGCUGCCGCACCGACCGCGAUUGCCAGACGUUCUCCUGCCCGGCGUCAUCCUCGACAAUCAUCUCCCAUGGCGUCACCGUGGUUGUCCCUGCAGACGACGUGCCCACCGCGACGGCAUCGGAUAAGUGUGCAGGCGGCUGGUUCUUGUGUGGAAAGGAUGCAGGAUCCGUGGCUGGAUGCUGUCCCAGCGGGUACAAAUGCGGCACAGCAAGCUGCUUCACUUCUGCUGCCUCAGAGACCAACUCCGUACAGAAGCAAGAGCCGGAAGCUCCAAGUAAGAAUGCAGCUUCUUCGGCUGUUUUGAGCAGCAGCCUGCUGGUUAUGGGUGGCAUCACUGGAUCGCUCCUCCUUCUCUUGGGUGCAUUAUAGUGAUGGAAUGAGAGGGGGGUUAGUUCUCUUUUGUUUCUACUGCUACUUAUUCGGCAUGUAACGAGCCAUACGGCGUAACGGAUAUAUGACUGUUUCUUUAUUUAAUGUUGAUCUACCUUUAUAGAUGUACUAGAUUAAUGGCAACAUUGGUU
Trichoderma atroviride IMI 206040 is the source of this 1380-nucleotide messenger RNA. Lineage: Eukaryota; Fungi; Ascomycota; Sordariomycetes; Hypocreales; Hypocreaceae. The record is from RefSeq and is a predicted model, not a curated record.